Phytophthora sojae is the source of this 1056-nucleotide messenger RNA. RefSeq lists its product as hypothetical. Bases 1 to 1056 code for a protein of 351 amino acids. The record is from RefSeq and is a predicted model, not a curated record. The transcript has 4 exons. NCBI's taxonomy places the organism in Eukaryota, Oomycota, Peronosporomycetes, Peronosporales, Peronosporaceae.
AUGUUGCGCAAAGCUGGAGUCUACGGAGACCCCAAUCGCGCUCACAACGAACGCAAGUUGGAGAUUACCUACCUGCGAGAGAAGGUGGGUCAGUUGGAGACAGAGCUACAUUCUCUGCAGGAGCACUCCAUAUCGUCCACGCCAAGUGCAUGGGGGGAAUUUGCUGCUCGUGAAAAAAGCAAACGAGAAGAAUCGGAGCGCGAGAACGUCCGACUGAAACUAAUACUGGCGAGUCAGAUUAAAGUGGCAAAAAGUUUGGAGGCCAUACUGUUGAAGCGAGCUCAGCAGCAGAUUGCCGAGUGCUCUGCGUCAAUCCAGAGAUCAGUUGAUGUAGCAUGCCCUUCAGGCCGCACGUUGGACUUCCGCGCCGAUGCCUCAGAUUUCCAGGAGCUUUUGGAGUAUCUCAAUGCUACUUAUCGCGAAGUCGAUUCGGUGCUGGCCAGCAAUGGUCUCGCUUGGAUGGAGACGACGCAGCAAGACGUGCAAAUGCGCGAAGGGGUCGGUGGCAUGUACCUGGAAGUGUUUUCGAACAAAAUCAUGCCUUUCGGACUGCAUGCCACCGCAGAGGCGACGUGGAACUAUUUCAAGGGCUCGAAGAAGCACCGAGGCACAUUGUACGCGAAGGCUGCUCAGAACCUCGACACGCCUUACACGAUCAUCGAGCACUUUUCCAAGGAGCUGGUCGCCGGCAACUCAAGCACCGACGUUCGCAUCAAGCAAAUUGUGCGUCGCUACGUGGAGGCCGAUCGCGAAGUCGUCGUAUGGGUGGCGUCCAUUGAGCCCGUUGAUAUGACGCAAAAACCCUUCGGUGGAUUCAAGUCUCGUCACCGGAACUACGCAGUCAUCAAGCGUGCGAGGGCCUCGACACCUCAGCACGAGCUUUCGUUGCUGCAACUCGUCUCUCAUGGCAUGCUCGACACACAGGCAGGCACCAUGUACGACCCCAAAUACGUCAGAGCACUCACCGACUUCCUGCUGAACGAUGCGGCUCGCAACAUCAAGGCUGACCAGCAGCUCAUCGAAAAUGUCCUCAUGGACCAGAUGCUGCGGCCCUGA